This is a messenger RNA of Sesamum indicum (sesame), 1477 nucleotides long. It is a transcript of the gene ARPC2B, whose product is annotated as actin-related protein C2B. The record is from RefSeq and is a predicted model, not a curated record. NCBI's taxonomy places the organism in Eukaryota, Viridiplantae, Streptophyta, Magnoliopsida, Lamiales, Pedaliaceae. Gene Ontology annotation, biological process: actin filament polymerization; Arp2/3 complex-mediated actin nucleation. Gene Ontology annotation, cellular component: actin cytoskeleton; Arp2/3 protein complex. Gene Ontology annotation, molecular function: actin filament binding; structural constituent of cytoskeleton.
UUGCUUCUAAGGUUGUCAACAAUAAUUGCAGCACAAGGACUUGCAUUUUACUCAACAGAGAGGGUUCAUUCAUAUCCCUGUCAGUUUCUACUCAAAACACACACUACACAUACUGAUUAACACAGAGAGAUGGCAUGCUUUGAGAGGGCAUCACCAGCAUUGAGGGAAAUUCUCUUCAAGAUACACGGAGCUGAGAGGCCAUUGGAGAUAGAUCAUCAUGUGCAUGAGUUUGGGUCUGUCCACUUCCAUGUUCAGAGUUCAGCGUCGGAUCAACCCUACACGUACUUAUCAAUAUCAACACCUCUACUAUCCCAAGGACACCCGAUCUCAUCAGAACUUCCACAACACACGCUAGAGAUGGUUAGAGGAAUUUGCCCUGAUGUCGUGGAAAUUGUCGAGCCUUCAAGAGAAGGGUAUCAACUAACUUUGAAGAUCAACCAUGCAAGAAUUCCACACAGUAAAGCCUCCACAAAGAUGAUUACAGACAUAUCCUCAGUUCAAGCAGUAAUACUGAGCUCCCAGCUGAAAGAAAUUCUAAGGAAUGUUGAUUCAUACGAAAUAUCUUGUGGGUUAUAUAAACCAAUCAAACUCAUAUACCAUCCACGGGAACCAUUCUUUGUCAUCAAACAGCCAGCAAAAAUCACGGCAGUAUUUCCAAUGCGCUUCAAGGAAAAGGAAGAUGUGAUUAUCGCUACAGCCUUUUUUCAGGAACUCAUGGAUGUCGGAAGCUCAGGAGCAUGCACCAAGGCUCCUCAUUGCAUAUGGUCCCCUAUUCCGCCUCCAGAAUUAAGAGGAGAGCCCAUUCAAGACCUUAGCACCAACUGUGGAUUCGUCUCCUUUGAUAUUACUUCCCGUCAUGUGGAAGGCAAGAAACUAGACAAGACGGUGUGGAACUUACUGAACUUCUACGCAUUUGUGAAGUACCAUGUGAAGAGUACGAGGGGUUUUAUACAGAGAAGGAUGAGAAUGCGUCUUGAACGGUUGGUUCAGCCCUUACAGACAGCAGAACCAGAAGAAGAUCAACCGGUUAAAAAGAAAGCUAAAGGAUGUCGACAAGUGAGAAAGUGGAUAAGUGCCUCAAAGUCAAAAAUCCUUAAAAGGAAGUAUGACUUCACCAAUAAAAUUAAGAGGAUUCGUUCCAGAAUCAAAAUACAUGGCUUCGGCCGUUUUCGGAGACGGUGGCUGACAAUGCCCAAGUUUUCUCCAGUGACAAGGUACAUAAAGCUGGAGUAAUCUUUUGUCCCUCAAGUAAUAUCAACAAGCAGCAUAUGAUGUCUUGCAAUCAUCAUACUCUAUAAAGUGACAAGGUAUACAAACUUAGACUGUAACUGUUUCUCCUAUAAUGCAUGCAAGAAGCAUUCAAUGAUUGCAUCGGAGCGCUUCUCUUUUUCCAGUACUGUCGCGCUUUCGCCCUCUACCGAAAUCUUUUGUUGUGCAUAUUACCUUUGCAAAGACACUUUAAAUACACGGCUAUUUC